Molecule: messenger RNA, 1383 nt
Organism: Megalopta genalis
Lineage: Eukaryota; Metazoa; Arthropoda; Insecta; Hymenoptera; Halictidae
Gene: TfIIB
Product: transcription factor IIB
Biological process (GO): transcription preinitiation complex assembly; transcription initiation at RNA polymerase II promoter
Cellular component (GO): nucleus; transcription preinitiation complex
Molecular function (GO): TBP-class protein binding; RNA polymerase II general transcription initiation factor activity
Source: RefSeq, a predicted model, not a curated record
GUGAGUGUUCGGUUUACCGUUGAGUGUAACUUGGUGCACACGAGUGCUUAUACGUAGUGGCGUUAAAUGUCUGCAUUGACAUACGCGGCACUGUGGAAAAACACGAAUAGAAAAUAUGGCAAGUUCGUCAAGACAUGAAACAAACAAAGUUUGUUGUUAUUCACAUCCAGAUGCACCACUGAUUGAAGAUUAUCGUGCAGGUGAUCAAAUUUGUUCGGAGUGUGGCUUAGUUGUAGGAGAUAGGGUAAUAGAUGUCGGUUCAGAGUGGAGAACGUUUAGUAAUGAAAAAGCGGGAGUUGACCCAUCUCGUGUGGGUGGACCAGAAAAUCCACUUCUUAAUGGUUCAGAUUUAUCCACCAUGAUUGGCCCUGGAACUGGUGCAGCAUCUUUUGAUGCUUUUGGUGCUUCAAAAUACCAGAAUAGACGUACAAUGAGCAGUUCUGACAGAGCACUGAUUAAUGCUUUUCGUGAAAUUAAUGGAAUGGCUGACCGCAUUAAUUUGCCCAAAACUAUUGUUGAUAGAGCUAAUAACUUAUUUAAACAAGUGCACGAUGGUAAAAACUUAAAAGGUCGUUCCAAUGAUGCAAUAGCUUCAGCUUGUUUGUACAUUGCCUGUAGACAAGAAGGUGUACCUCGUACUUUCAAAGAAAUUUGUGCAGUCAGUAAAAUCAGUAAAAAAGAAAUUGGAAGAUGUUUCAAACUGAUUCUAAAAGCACUUGAAACCAGCGUGGAUCUUAUCACUACAGGAGACUUUAUGUCCAGGUUUUGUUCUAAUUUGGGUCUUCCUAAUAUGGUGCAACGUGCUGCCACACAUAUUGCAAGAAAAGCAGUAGAAAUUGAUAUUGUACCUGGAAGGUCACCUAUUUCUGUAGCAGCUGCUGCGAUAUACAUGGCGUCACAGGCUUCGGAAGAUAAAAGAUCUCAAAAAGAAAUUGGUGAUAUUGCUGGUGUAGCUGAUGUCACAAUCAGACAGUCUUAUAAGUUAAUGUAUCCUCAUGCAGGGAAAUUGUUCCCAGAGGAUUUCAGAUUUGCGACUCCUAUCGAUCAGUUGCCGCAAAUGUAAAGUUAAUACAUGGCCUUCUAUUUUAAUGUAUAUUUUAUCACGUUGAAGCAAUAGUUAAUGUGUUUACAGUAAUCAUUUAUAAGUAAUCAAACCUUUCUCUACAGUAUACAUUCCUAAGUGAUCAAUUCAAUAUUGGUAUUAUUUAAUUUAUUAUGUAUUAAGUACAUUUUGUUUCUUUUUUUUCUGCUGUAUUUUGUUCCUACAAUAUUGGUAUUUGCAACAACUUGAUAAUUUAUCUGGUGUGGAUAAUUAAUAUUAAUAACGAUUAAGUUCACUUUUGCAAAUGUUUUAUGUAGUAUAUUAUCAUUGACAAAAAAUAG